Molecule: messenger RNA, 387 nt
Organism: Ogataea philodendri
Lineage: Eukaryota; Fungi; Ascomycota; Pichiomycetes; Pichiales; Pichiaceae
Exons: 2
Coding region: 1-387 (128 amino acids)
Source: RefSeq, a predicted model, not a curated record
AUGCAAUCACUGAAGGAAAACGUACCGGUACGCGAUUCUGAGAAUCAGGAACAGCCAGUAGAGGUUGACCAGUUGCAGAGCGAAGAUCAGCACAAACACGAUCGGCUGGGAAAUCCAGCAUUUGUAUUGCUGUGUAGCGAAAUUCAAGGUGUACGGACCAACGGUGCGGAAUUCUGUAAGAACAGACCACAAAAUCCGGAUGUUGAGCCAGUGUCUGAGGUAGAUCCAGGUGCCCACGAACAUGAAGAAGAACGGUCCGAUAUACGGAGAGUCCAGGUAGUUGAGCGACUUGGACAGGGACAAGAAAAAGUCAGAUAUGUCCAUCGUGAUGUAGACUGCAAUUCCCAUCCAGGUGAAAUUGAAUCUGUAGGACAGGAAGAUCAGUAG